AUGGGUGUGGUGACCGCCUGUGUCACUGAGGGAAGCCACGGGGGAGACAAUCCCUGCCCGAUCACUUUUGAGAACCCAUCCCCUGUGACGGAAGCAAGCCGAGUCACACUGACAUGCUCCACUCCCACCUCAUGCUCCUCUCAACCAGAAAUUUGGGAUUUUGAUUGGCGUCGGCCAAUCGCGUCCCAGGAGCAAAACAGGAAGACAACCACGGUCAGCUUUACCGUUUACCGGAACUAUGACAGCAAGAAGUUUUCAUGCCAAACGGAGAACAACUCGGACCACUACUUGAUUAAAAACAUCACUUUAGAUGUAGAAUAUGCCCCGAGAAGCACCAAAGCCAAGGUGUCAGAGUCCCAUGUCAAAGAAGGAGACCAGGUCACUCUCAGCUGCACCAGCGUCGGAAAACCCACUCCCACCUUUAUUUGGUCUAGAAAUCAACAAGCUCUGUCCACGGAACCCACCUUGGUCUUCAGUUCCAUCACAGGCGAAAAGAGUGGGACCUACACGUGCUGGGCGAGAAACGUGCACGGAACUGACUCUUCAAGCAUCGCCAUUGAUGUUCAAUAUGUCCCGACCGUUGAGAUCCGUCCGGCUCCGACUACAUUCAGGCAGGGAGAUAAAAUGGAGCUGACAUGUUUUGCGAAGAAAAGCAAUCCGUCCCCCACAAGCUACAGUUGGUUCAAAGACGGUAAACGGGUUUGGCAGGGGUCGACGUACGUGGGGGAGUCGGUGCAACCUGAGCAUGCAGGGUCGUAUGUGUGCGAGGCCCGAAACAACGUGGGGACGGGAGCGUCAGUGUCGCAUCAAUUUCAAGUUGAAUACCGUCCGAGGAAGACGACUGUUUUGAAUUCUGCUUCUACCCGUGUCAAAAUCGGCACGGACCUGACAUUGGAAUGCAAAACAGACGCGAACCCUGCGGCGACAACGUACUCCUGGUCGCUGCAGAAGAAAAGUCCACACGUGCCUUUGAUGCCCGCUGGAAACCUCCUGAAGCUGAGAAGUGUGCAGCGUCGUGAUGCGGCUUGUUACAUCUGCAAAGCCACCAACACCGUCGGCACCGGAGAGAACAGCGAACCUGUGUGCAUCCAAGUUCUAUACCCUCCAAGCAAACCCACGCUGUCCAUGGAUGCUGUAGUCCGUGAAGGACAACUGCUCUCAAUCAAUUGCUCCGUGGAAAGCUUCCCGUCAUCCGACUUGAAACUGUACAGAAGGCCUCAUCGGUCGCCUGUACACAGCACUCGAGAAAACAAGCUGUUCGUCCAAUUCAACGUGACGUCAUCCGACGCCGGUGACUACACGUGUGAGGCCAGAAACUCCGAAGGAACCUCGAGCACACGGCGACCUUUGGAUGUCGGAUAUGCUCCCAAAGAUGUGACAGUGAAAGCUCUACCGGACCGUACGGUCAAUGAAAACCUGACAUUGAAUCUACAGUGCAAAACCACGUCCCACCCGGCCGUCACCUCUGUGACCUGGUGGAGGGUGAUUGAUGGGAAGGUUGAAGCCUUGGCGAAGACGGAGACAUUCACCAUAAAGUCCGUCACGCCCUCUGACAGCGGACUGUACUACUGCUCGGCCACCAAUGACAUCGGGACGGGAAGUUCGCCUCAAGUUCAAAUCAUGGUCAAGUACGCUCCAAAGGACACACGGAUAACCCAAGCGGCGGAACAGCAGCUCUCAGACGGGAUGAGUUCUGUGACACUGAGCUGCAGCAGUCACAGUUUCCCACCAAUCAAACAAUAUUUCUGGUACAAAAAGACGGAGGGCAGCGACGGAGCCGACAAAGAAGUGUCCGACUCCCAGAACUUCACGGUCCUGUCGGACCAGCCGGGCAUCUACUACUGCGUGGCCCAAAACGACAUUGAUGAAAGGAAGUCGGAAGAUGUGAGGGUGUUUCUUGACAGGACCUUGAUGAGGGCCCUGAUUUUCCUUAUCCGUCUUCUUUGUUUCGUCUUGAUUCUGGUUUUCAUCUUCUUCAUCUUCAGACACAGGAGGCAGAAAGCCAUAGAACAGAACACUCCGCUCCAGAUGAGUGUCCUUGCCAACAGGAGGACUGACAGUCCAGUGUUUGCAGGGAGUCAUGUUGAGGUCCAGUCCUGUGCGUUGAGGACAAAUUCCAGACUCACAAGUGGAAACCCUUGCAAUUGUGCUGCGGGGCGACGUCAUCAUUGCAUUUUGGGUCGGAAUGCUUCUUUCCGCCAUCUUGUGCUUGUUGCCGAUGAUCUGCUGCAGGAAACUGACCCCGAGAGGGAUGAAGGAGAAGGCGGCGACGUCAACGGCGAGGACAAAGCUGACGUGGACUACACCGACAUCAACUUCUCUGCGCUGAGGAGAAACAACACCGGGGAGGCGGCGCCCAAGCACGAGGCUACGGAGUACGCGGAGAUCAAGAAAGCCGGCUGCAGAAAUGACGGCGAAUCCGAGCAGUUGAUGGAAUGUCAGGGAACGCGGGAGGGCGGACCUCAGUGCUCCGAGCUGAAAGAGGACGAGGAGGUCCUGUAUUCAAAUGUAGAGGAAACAAUGAUGUGCAACAACGUCAUCGAUGGUCAUGGAGAUAAUUGAACUCAAACUUUUUUUUUUUCCCUAAGCCAGGGGUGUCAAACUCAAAUACAGAGCGGGCCAAAAUUUAAAACCGAACAAAGCCACGGGCCAAGGUUGACCAAAUUAACAUUUUAAUAGGGACCCAAACAAGUUUUGCAUUGAAUAUUAAUGAGUGUACAAAGCAAACGUCCUGACUUCAAUUUGGCUCAGUGUGCCAAACACUGCAUUAACAGGAAACAGAUGCUUGAGCAACAACCAACUUAACAGGAGACCAAGGGAGAUUCCUAGACACCAGACACAUAGCAACUGACGUCAGUCAGUAGACUGACCAAUCAGAUAACUACUGGCACAGGGUAUAUAGAUGCUGUACAACAAACUCUCAGACAGAUCGCUUUGGGUUUUCCUGGUACUACUGUUCAAGUGUACUAAACGAUCGCCGCUCUCUGCAGACUGCGUUAAAUAAAAUACUUCUACUUGACUCAA
Messenger RNA from Nerophis ophidion (straightnose pipefish), 3024 nucleotides. Its product is annotated as B-cell receptor CD22-like. The coding region runs from base 1 to 2562 and encodes 853 amino acids. The transcript is spliced from 12 exons. The record is from RefSeq and is a predicted model, not a curated record. NCBI's taxonomy places the organism in Eukaryota, Metazoa, Chordata, Actinopteri, Syngnathiformes, Syngnathidae.